Messenger RNA from Zophobas morio, 1987 nucleotides. RefSeq names its product serine protease nudel-like. The record is from RefSeq and is a predicted model, not a curated record. Bases 1 to 1965 code for a protein of 654 amino acids. NCBI's taxonomy places the organism in Eukaryota, Metazoa, Arthropoda, Insecta, Coleoptera, Tenebrionidae. The transcript is spliced from 9 exons. Gene Ontology annotation, molecular function: protein binding. Gene Ontology annotation, cellular component: plasma membrane.
AUGUUUUAUUCAGUAGUUUACCAAGUUAAAUACAAAAUUCCAGCAAAGUGCGUCACCGAUCAGUUUUUCUGCCGCAUCAGUCAAAAGUGCGUUCCCUCCGCUCGGCGCUGUGAUGGACGAAGCGACUGCAUCAACGCCGAAGAUGAAUGGGAUUGCGUCGCCCUUACGGAUGGCAGGACAUUAGUGUUCGACAGUGAUUUACGUCCAAAGCAGAGCAUGAAAGGUAUAAUUACAAUCAAUCGUUUCGGUGUCUGGAGACCACUCUGCACCAACGCAUCCGUCGACAACGCCGCAUCUAUCGCCGCAAAUGUUUGCAAUUUGUUAGGCUUUGAAGAAUACACAGUUUUCCAUAAAUUAUCCGUGCCAGAUAAGCCAGUAAACGCCACAAUCGACGGCUUCCAGCGAAACCGUUCCUCAUUAGACGAGAUCCCUCUUUGCGGUGGCCUCUUUGUCAGAUGCUUGAAUGUGUCUUUGGACGACAACAUACACAAACUCCAUCAAGAUAACGUUACCAGCCGAGUGGAACUUUACACUUCUCCUUGGAACGCCGUGAUUUAUUUGGACGGUAAAUUUAGAUGUACUGGAACGAUCCUCAAUCCGCACUGGAUUAUUACAGCCAGAACAUGCUUCCAGGAUCCAUUAGAAGUAGACGCUUAUAUAGCUGUGCUCGUUGGCAAAGGCAAGGCUCAUUUGGAUGUGGAAGGCCCUCACGAACAAGUAAUUUUGAUCGAUGGCAUGGCACUCGUAGAAGAAAUCGGAGCGAUUGUUUUGCGUAGCCAGCAAAAAAUUUGCUUCAACAGAUAUGUUAAGUCGGCAAGAAUAACCGCAAAGUCGCGCUUCAUUAAAGAACACUGUGUUGCAAUUGGUUUUGAGAAUAAAAAAAGUCAAAUGGUGGUUUUAGAAGCUGAAGAGGAGUGUUCGGUGGGUUUUCGAUGUUUCAAGGAAGUAUUGGGUCAUUGUGAGCAUCGAACACGAGAGCUUUGGAAUGGGGUAAUCGUUUGUUAUUCGAAGGAAGGUUGGUACACGGCUGCCGUUUACGGUGGAGUAAAAGGGCCUUGCGAUUUUAGUGGACAUAAGUUUCGGGUUAUCGAUGAAGUUAAAACUCAGCUGGCAAUGGGCAACGACCUUCAACUUUUCGUAAAUUCUACAGAAUGUAAAAGUUUCCGAUGUUUCUUAGGCCAGUGUAUAAAAAAUCACACUCUGUGUGAUGGAAUAUCAGAUUGUCGAAACGGGGAAGACGAGGAACUAGAUUUCUGUACACGUCUAGAGCACGAGUGCCAUCUAUCGACCAACUGUACGAAGCUUCCAGCUUGCGACUGGACGGACUUUAAAUGUAGAAACGGCAAAUGCAUUCCGAAAUCGUCGUUUUGUGACACGAUUAAUGAUUGCGGGGACAAUUACGACGAGCCGGAAGAGUGUUCAUGCAGAACAUAUUUGGAAACAGUCCAUCCUGAAAAAAUUUGCGACGGUACGUUAAACUGUCGGGACCGAGGCGACGAGAAAAACUGUCCUUGUCAAUUCCCAACGAAUAUCACCUGUGGCGAAACGGAUCUGUGCAUUUCACAAGAGAUGUUGUGUGACGGAUUCAGAGAUUGUCCGGAUGGCGAAGACGAAAGUCCGUGUUAUUCAUUGAAGACCAGUUUAAGGAGCAUGCAUAGUGGGGAAGUCUUGAAACGUACCGCAGGCGUUUGGCAUUCCGGUUGUUUCGCACGAAACCUUACCACGACGAAGUUGGAACAGAUCUGCCAAAGACUGGGCUUCUCUGGGAGCAGCGCUAGAGCUCUAGAAGCACCUAAAGGCACCCAUAAUUCAGCGAGGAAGCCUAUAAUAGACCGUUUCGACGUCGUAUGGAUUCGAGGAGGCGAAGAAAGUGGACGCUGGCUACAAAUGAGAACAGGAAAUGAGCCUUACGUGAAAUUUAUGGAAGACGCUAACUGCUACAAAUUGUUCAUAACCUGCUUGUAGCUACCGUCUCUAUUAAAUAAUG